This is a messenger RNA of Cryptomeria japonica (Japanese cedar), 2052 nucleotides long. RefSeq lists its product as uncharacterized. NCBI's taxonomy places the organism in Eukaryota, Viridiplantae, Streptophyta, Pinopsida, Cupressales, Cupressaceae. The record is from RefSeq and is a predicted model, not a curated record. Bases 1 to 2052 code for a protein of 683 amino acids. The transcript is spliced from 4 exons.
AUGGAGGCAGUUGAGCCCUGGACAGUGUGGAUUAUGUCUAUUGGCUAUGAGGUUGAUGCAGGAACUUUAGAUGCCUAUGCACAAAACCUAUUGAACGGUUCGGUAGACUCCAAAGAAGAAAGGGUCAAAAAUUGCAAAGAAAAAUCAAUGGAAUUGAAUAACAAGUUCAUUGAACCGAAAAGGAAAAGGAAGGUGGCUAAUAUAGUGGAAGAUAUCCUUGUUGAGGAAGGUCACCCAAGAGAGAAAGUUAGAGCUACAAGAACUGCUAGAGAUGCAGAAGAAAAGGAAAAGAAACAAAAGAUUGCACUAGCUCCAAUCAAAGCAAAGGUGAUAGGGUCUUCUCCUAUUCCAGUGAAGACACCUCCGAUUGAAUCAAAGCCCUCUCAUUCAUCUGCUAAGGAUCUUGAUUUGCACAAGAAGUUUACAGGACCUGCCAUGAAGAGGAAAGUAAGGAAGGAGGUUGAGGAGCUAUUAGAAAAAAUGGGCAUAUCUAAUGAGGUUGUACAAAGGGAAAGAGAACAAAAUAUACUAAAGGAGGAGGAUAUGGAAAAUUCCAAGAAGACUAAACCUUUUUCCACCUCUUCAAAGAAAUCAAAGCCAAGAGAGUUUUGGUCUGCGCCUACCUUCGAUGUGCAGAAGACAUCACCUCCACCUAAGCCACAAUCAACACCAACUAGUGGGGUAGAGAAGAGGAAGAAGGAGAAACCCCAAAGAGUGUAUGUUGCUGCCACUACUGAGGACAUAGAGACAAAAUUUGAUGAAGUAGUGAAAGAGGUGAAGAAGACAACCACCUAUGCUAUAGUGGUGAAGAAACCUCAUCCUGAUCAAAGAAUUGAUGUGAAUUUGGAAGAACCAUCUCAUGAAACACCUAUUCUGGAAGUGCAUAAAGUUGUCCUUGACAAGAAAAAGGAUCAAUCACCUAAGAAGGCUAUUCUGAAAGGACAGUCAAAUGAUCAGACCCCAGUUGAUGAUGAUAGUGCCAAUGUUGAUAUCUUUGGUGACAUUGUACAGGAACUUCCGGUUAUAGAAGUUAUAUCAGAGAAAGAAGCCAAGGAGAUAGUUGAAGUAGAGAAGGGAAAGGAUGGUGAUAAAGAUGAGAGUGCAGAGGUAGGUGACAAGGGAGAGAAGGAGAAAGAUCAUGCUCUGGUUACAGUGGCAAGAGAUGUUGUACUGACUAAAGAGAAACAAGUUGCUAUUGAUUCAAAUGAUUUUGGCCAAGGGCCUAUCGAUCUAAGAUCAUUAUCUCCUAUUCAAGAACUAAAAUUGGCAACUCUCACUCAAGACAAAGCCAAUGAGGACUUUGUUAAGUCCCACUCUAGUGACAAGGAUUUGAUAUCAUUGGCAGGAGACAUGUUGCAAAAAAUUAUGCCAUCUUUCAAACUUGAUACAUUUGAUCCCUCCAGUAAGAUCAAGGGUUUGCUAAAUGUUGUUGGUUCUCAUUUUGAGUCUUUGGAGAAGAUUGAUACCAAAUCUCCACCGGAACUAGACACUGAAGAAAUAGUUGUACUAGAUGAAUUCUACAAUGCCAAGGAUAAGGGUGACACUAUUUCACCACCUAUCAUAUUCUUUAUGGAUGAAACUAAAGAUGUUGAGGAUACUAUUGAUACAACUGGUACCUACAAUGAACUAGUUAAGGAAAAAGAACAGGAAUCGAAUAUGGUCAAGGAUAAAAAAGCAGAGGAAGCACCAACUACUGAACAAAGUGUGGACAUGCCACCACCACCGGUAAAAGAACAUAAUGUUGAAAGUCAACUACCACCAGUCAUUAAACCAACACAGGAGGAACAUACAGAGAUAGGGAAAGAUAAACCAGAGAAGAAGACAGAAGAGAACAAGGAUAAAGAGAAGAAAAUGGAGAAGCAGAAGAAAACAACAGUUGAGGGUGAUGAUGAUGACUCAAUCAGCAUAAAAGGUCCUAUAGAUAUGGAUAAUCUGAGUGACUAUGAGUUAAUGGAGAUUUCUACUGCUAUGCAAUCCAAAGCACAAAAGAAGAGGUUCAAAGAGAAUAAACGAGAAGUAGAGACCAUUCAAACUGUUGUUCAAAUUUUGUGA